UUACGAAACUUCCCAGAAGCUCACUAUGUUUCCCUAUUCCCCUAAUACUCUCUCCCAUUUAACCCUCUCUUCUUCUCCCCAAUUCUCAUCCCUGCUUCUCCAUUACCAUGAAGCUCAUCAAAACCAUCUCUAACCCUAAGAAGCUCUUCAAGUCCAGAUUUGCCCGCUUCGUUUCCAGAUCCGAUGAUCCAUCGACUCACAGCUCAUCAGGAUCCGCCUCCGAUUCCUCCGACUCUCAUAACGGCUCCAAGAAGCCCGGCGACGGCUCCUCCACUCCCACCAGCAUCCUCCCUGCGCGUCCCGGCGCCGACGACGUUUACGCCGAGUUGGUCCAGGCGUUCAAGCUGAUCGACAGAGACGGCGACGGCAAGAUUCAGAAGGAGGAGCUGGAGGCUCUGUUGAGCCUGGUGGGAGCCGAGCCCCCCAGCGAGGAGGAGAUCGAUACGAUGAUGAGCGAGGUUGACAGGGACGGCGACGGCUGUAUAAGCUUCGAGGAGUUCGCCGCGCUCAGCUCGGCUUUCGCGCCGCCGUCUUGCCACUCCGAGGUGAGGGACACUUUCGACUUCUUCGAUACGGAUCGCGACGGGAAGAUAACGGCGGAGGAGCUGUUCAACGUGUUUCAAACCAUCGGGGGCGGUAGGUGCACGUUAGAGGACUGCCGGCGCAUGAUAAGGGGAGUGGACAAGAACAGGGAUGGGUUCGUAUGCUUCGAGGACUUCAGCCGUAUGAUGGAGCAGCAGAUAUGAUUGAUUGAUACAUAACAAACCAUCAUCAUCAUGAUCAAGCUGUUCUUGAUUAGCAUAAAAUUGGUUUUCUUUUUUUUCGUCAUCUUAUAAAUUCAUCAUUUACAUUUUUUUUUUGGGAUUUGAUCUUUAUUUAAAAAUCGGAUUUUAGGAUAGCGAACAGAUGGAAUCAAUAAAUGGUUAUGAUUUCA
Messenger RNA from Ipomoea nil (Japanese morning glory), 934 nucleotides. RefSeq names its product probable calcium-binding protein CML36. Gene Ontology annotation, molecular function: calcium ion binding. The coding region runs from base 108 to 746 and encodes 212 amino acids. NCBI's taxonomy places the organism in Eukaryota, Viridiplantae, Streptophyta, Magnoliopsida, Solanales, Convolvulaceae. The record is from RefSeq and is a predicted model, not a curated record. The transcript has a single exon.